CGUCUAUGGCAGUACGCAGUCUGCAGCAACAAAAAUGGCGUUUACUAAUAAGGAUGUUGCACCUCUGUGGCACAAUGGACCAUCGCCUGGUGCAUUCUAUCAUUUUCCAGGCAACCAAUAUGGGACCGGUGGAUUUCAAAAAUCACAAUCUCCCAUAACGACUGGCACGUCCGUUAUUGGCAUAAAAUUUAAAGACGGAGUCAUCAUAGCGGCCGACGUCUUAGGAUCUUACGGUUCACUUGCCCGUUAUAGAAAUCUCGAACGUAUUAUGAAAGUUAACAAUAACAUCAUUCUUGGUGCAUCUGGAGAUUAUGCAGAUUUUCAGUGUGUCAAGAGCUAUGUGGAAAGAAAAAUUCUAGAGGAAAAAUGUUUGGAUGAUGGAUUUAGUUUAAAACCGAAAGCGCUGCAUUGUUGGUUAACACGCGUAUUGUACAAUAGGCGAUCAAAUUUUGAUCCGUUUUGGAAUAAUUUUGUGAUUGCUGGUUUGGACGAUGGAAAACCAUUUUUGGGAACUGUCGACAAGCUUGGGACAGCUUACAGCGAUCCAGUAAUUGCGACUGGAUAUGGUGCUUAUAUGGCAACGCCUAUACUAAGAAAAGCUUAUGAAGAAAACAGUGAAAUGAACAAAGAGGAAGCUAUUGAACUAUUAUACAAAGUAAUGCAAGUUCUCUUUUACAGAGAUGCAAGAUCUUUCCCGAAGUAUCAUCUUGGUAUUGUCACAAAGGAAGAAGGUGUUGAAAUACAAGGACCGAUAACUUUAGAUAGCUAUUGGGGACCUGCAAUCUUGUAAAACUAAUUUUUUAAAUUUCUUUAUAAAUUAUAAUAAAGCUUAUAAGGUAAAAGUAUCUUGUAAUUGUUUUUUUCAUUGAUGUGCGAAUAUAUAAUUCGCGUUACAUAUAUAUAUAAAUAAGAAAAAA
Messenger RNA from Formica exsecta, 917 nucleotides. RefSeq names its product proteasome subunit beta type-4 (gene Prosbeta7). The transcript has 5 exons. The coding region runs from base 35 to 790 and encodes 251 amino acids. Gene Ontology annotation, cellular component: proteasome core complex. Lineage: Eukaryota; Metazoa; Arthropoda; Insecta; Hymenoptera; Formicidae. The record is from RefSeq and is a predicted model, not a curated record.